AAAACCUUCUCUCUCGCUGUAUAAGACUACCAUUACGUACUGGGAGAGAGAGUUGAGUACUAUUGUUCUCGUUUCUGCUAUAACCGCAAGUUUCUGCUACAAUCCUCUGUACUUACUUCCUUUCCUUCAUCAAUUUUUGCAAUCUCACAACUCUCUCUCUCUCUCUCUCUUCUUUCUCUCUCUAACUCAAACUCAUCCAUGGCUGAUCAGAAGAGUUUCGAACUUUUCCAAGUACUCCCACUUCCAACAUCUAGUACUUCUUUCCCAAGCCCAAAACACGACGCCGUUUCCAACUCAUACCCACCACUCUACCAACUUUUCUCUGAUAACCAGCUACACGGAUACGGCGCCGUUUUGUUACCGGACAAUAAUAAACUCAUCGGAUGCUCUGUUCCGCUGGGACCGUUCACAGGCUACGCCUCCAUUCUGAAGCGCUCGAGCUUCCUCAAACCCGCGCAGCAGCUUCUAGAAGACUUUUGCGGGUCAGGUUUUCGGGUCUUGGAAGAUCCGUCAACGGACGAUCUUAGCCUUGGCCAUAGUGCAUGGGCCAAUUAUCGGGUGGCGUAUCAGUUUAAGAAAGAUUCGAGGCUUGCGUUCAUGCUGGAGGAGGUUUACAACAGAUGUAAGCUGUACUGCCAACAAAUACAAUCAGUUGUUACAUCAUUUAAAGCAGUUGCUGGGCUAGGAAAUGCAGCUCCGUUUAUAACUUCUGCAAUCAGAGCCAUUUCAAACCACUUCGGUUGCUUAAAAAAUGCCAUUUUGGGCCAACUUCACUUCAAUCUAGCUGACGUUAGUCGUGUCAACAAAGAUGAUGGAACUCCGAGUUUGUUUUUGGCCCCUAAAACAAGUUUUGGUUCAAAGCCGAUUCACAACUUCCCGAAUCUCCGGAGUUCCAUUUGGCGAUCGCAAAGAGGACUUCCGGAGCACGCCGUGGCCGUGCUGAAGAAAUGGCUGUUCGAACACUUCCUGCAUCCUUAUCCUACAGAUUCAGAGAAGCACAUGCUAGCUCGACAGACAGGCCUAUCAAGAGCUCAGAUUUCCAAUUGGUUUAUCAAUUCAAGAGUGAGACUCUGGAAGCCAAUGGUGGAAGAGAUCCACGUUCUUCAAGCACAGAAAACUCAAAUCCCUCUUCCAGACGCAAUCAACCGAAAUCACAACACUCCAUCUCUGGAAAAGCUGGAAACCCCGAUUUCAAAUUUCGACAAUCUUCCGAAGGGUCGCGAAAUCUCAAGCAAACGCUCUAGAAAUGAAGGCCAUGAUGAUAAUAGUAGUUAUAGCCGUGACAAAGGGAGGAGUAAUGUUGAAGCUUAUUAUGUUGACAAUUACUCUAAAAACAAUAGCAGCUCCGGAGGAUCAUCAGCUUCUUUGGCAUUGAAUCUGCAACACAAUAUGGCGAAUUGUGAAGCCGCGGCUUUCAAAAACUGGUUUUGAAUUUGAAGGGGAAAAAGGUUACAGAUUGAUGGAUUAAUUAGUUGUAAUUUGAAUGA
Morus notabilis is the source of this 1487-nucleotide messenger RNA. Its product is annotated as BEL1-like homeodomain protein 9. Bases 199 to 1431 code for a protein of 410 amino acids. The transcript is spliced from 4 exons. Gene Ontology annotation, molecular function: DNA-binding transcription factor activity, RNA polymerase II-specific; RNA polymerase II cis-regulatory region sequence-specific DNA binding. Gene Ontology annotation, biological process: regulation of transcription by RNA polymerase II. The record is from RefSeq and is a predicted model, not a curated record. Lineage: Eukaryota; Viridiplantae; Streptophyta; Magnoliopsida; Rosales; Moraceae.